UCCACGCAGCACUGAUUUUGACAAGCGAUAUCUCACAUUUGGAUGUCGGCUGCGUGCUAAACUGGAACCUUGUAGGCCACUGAGUAUACUGGCAUACCUGUCGUCACUCCAGCCUCAUAUCCCCAGAUUCAAAAUCGAUGGAUGACCAUGACUAUCAAAUGGAGAAACUUAAUCAUCACUUCCAUCUCAAUGACCAAAACAGCCAAUCGUAUCAUCUUGAGUGCCCAACGUGCUAUACACACCGUGAACACAGUGUCUCCAACAAACCCACAAUCUAUCAAGUCUUCAUCGUAUCCCCACACAUACUGCCCCCUAUUACCACCCAAUCAUACGCGAGCCAUCCCCAGGUUCAGACAAAGUAGAAGUGGAGACGAUCAAACACACGAUGACUUCUUAUCCACCUUAUCUCCAUUAGUGAGCCACAAACUGCGAGAGAAGCGGCCCACAAUUCCCACAAUUAAACAACGAGUCAAGUCUGGUCUGGGAAAGCAAAGCCUAAGAUCUCACCUCUGGACUCACGAUCUGCAUUCAUUUAAAAUGCGCUAACCAGUUUCGAACAGGGCAGCCUCGUUUCCUUCUGGCAAUAUUGCGGCGCUGGCAAUAAUGUCAUGGUAGUGUUGAGUAGUGAGAAAAUUGGUUGCAAAAACCAGAGUCAGCGCCAGAGUAUUGCG
Messenger RNA from Bipolaris sorokiniana ND90Pr, 671 nucleotides. RefSeq lists its product as uncharacterized. The transcript has a single exon. The coding region runs from base 142 to 546 and encodes 134 amino acids. The record is from RefSeq and is a predicted model, not a curated record. NCBI's taxonomy places the organism in Eukaryota, Fungi, Ascomycota, Dothideomycetes, Pleosporales, Pleosporaceae.